CGUUUGAUCGAGGUCAUUGAGAGAGAUGGAGGACGGAGGAGCCGAUUGGAUCGGACGGGUCACGGCGCGAGAAGUCGGUGACGGGUGUGGUGAUCUUGUUUACUGGCCGUCCGAUUUCCGAGGGGGGACCAUGGAUGCGACCCAGGAAUAAAAGGAGGGUGGUUCCCAGGGUUUAGCUGCUUAUCUUCCAACCCCACUUGAGAGAGGAAGGAAGAAGCGACAGAUCGCGCGGCGGGCGGCAGCGGCGGCCAUGGAUUCUCCGGCGAGGGAAAACGAGGACGGGGUGGGGAGAGAGAGUAGUGGCCCAACGGGUGGAAGCGGCGGCGGAGGAGGCGCAGCGCACCGUUUGAUCGCGCCUAAACGGGAGCCCAUGGCGUUCCUGGGGAUCGGCGCGCUGCCCAUCGUUCGGCGACCCACAGCGAGGACCAGAGACCGGCACACCAAGGUGGAGGGGAGGGGGCGGCGGAUCCGGAUGCCGGCCGCCUGCGCUGCUCGGAUCUUCCAGCUGACCCGCGAGCUAGGGCACAAGUCGGACGGCGAGACCAUCCGGUGGCUCCUGCAGCACGCGGAGCCGGCCAUCAUCGCCGCCACGGGGACCGGGACCGUCCCCGCCAUCGCCACCGUAGUCGACGGCGCGAUCAAGAUCCCCACCGAGGCUCCUUCCUCGUCCUCGCAGCCGCCUCUGGUAUCCACCUCCGGGGAGGAGGAAUCCGCCGUGAAGCGGCGCAAGAAGCUCCAGCCGACGCGAGCGUCACCGGCGCAGACGACCAACGCGCCCGCGCUCGCCCCGCUCGCCGCGUUCUAUCCGGUGCAAGACCCUCUGCUGCAGGGGGGAGGCGCCAUCUCCAUAUCGACGGGUCUGGCGCCUCUCUCUCCCGCGGGGGUUGUGCCGAUGUGGGCGGUCGGCGGCGCGGCCGCUGCGUCCAGCGGAGUGAGGCUGCUACCGCCCGGAGCCCUGUGGAUGCUGCCGCAGGCGACUGGGGAGGCGUCCGGGCAGGCACAGAUAUGGGCGUUCCCUCCCACCUCGCAGUUCAUCAACCUGGCCGGGACGCACUCCAUAGCAGCGGCGCAUCCAGGCGGCAUGUUCUUCGCCGGAGACACAGAUGGCAAGAAGCAAGAGCUGCAUCUGAUGGGAGGGGCAGCGCCGGAGGCGGAGGAAGAGGAGGAGGAGGCGCCGUCGGAAUCGGAGGACGAUGGCUAGGCUUUGUAAUGGGAUGCAAAAAUCCAACCAUAUUUUUUCAGUUUGGAAGGGUGGGUGCGCACGUGCGCGAGGGAGGACAAUGUAAUUUUGAACUCUUGAAAUAUUAUUUGGGUUAUUGCUCGGUGGUCCCACUCCUACACUGGUUGUGCCGUGAGUAUGGUCAAAGCUGCUCUGUCGACAACGCUGGUGGACCAACACCUGUGUCUUCACGUGGGUGGCUUAGGUUUGUGCUCGGUGGGGCCAGCGGCCACGUCACUAGUAGUUAGAUGGACACGAAGAAUUACUGAUUGUUGAGUUUUUUUUAGCGAUUUACUAAAAAAAAUUUAUGCGUUUUA
Zingiber officinale is the source of this 1536-nucleotide messenger RNA. Its product is annotated as transcription factor PCF2-like. The record is from RefSeq and is a predicted model, not a curated record. Lineage: Eukaryota; Viridiplantae; Streptophyta; Magnoliopsida; Zingiberales; Zingiberaceae. The coding region runs from base 251 to 1201 and encodes 316 amino acids. Gene Ontology annotation, cellular component: nucleus. Gene Ontology annotation, molecular function: DNA-binding transcription factor activity; sequence-specific DNA binding. The transcript has 2 exons.